AAAGUGGCAAGAGAGAAGAAAAGCUAGAUCACGGAUAGGACCCAUCAAUCAAAACUGUUAACAUUCUGCAUUAUGGAAGAGGAGCCACACGAUCAUUACAAGUGCUGAUGAGAUGACGCUUUACCCUUCACUCUGACAUAAAAGCUUUCAAAAUAUGAAUAUCCUUGAAAGCUUUCCGAUAUCACUUUCAGUUUCAGGCCAACUCCAGAAGUUCGGAUCAGGGGCUUUCAUUUUUGUUUGUGUCCGUAUCUUCUAGAGAGAGAAACAGAAGAGAGAGAGAGAGAGAGAAGAAUUUUGGGGUCACGAUGUUUGGCUCCUCCUGCAACUGCUUGUGUUGGAAUAAACACACCGACUUCUCUCUGUCUGAGCCCGAGACCUUCUCUCUCCCUGCGCCAUUGCCCAAAUGGCCUCAAGGUAAAGGUUUCGCUUCUGGAAGAAUAAGUAUUGGAGAACUAGAGGUUUUCAAGGUCACUAGAUUUGAAUUUAUUUGGUGCUACAAUCUCUCACAGGACAAGAACAAAGGUUUUUCAUUUUACAAACCCGCGGAAAUACCCGAUGGAUUCCAUAGCCUUGGUCAUUUUUGCCAACCUAAUAACCAGCCGCUACGAGGCUUUCUCCUUGUGGCGAGGGAAGUGGCUUCACACAUGCCAGAAAGUUGUCAUGCUUCCAAUACUGCUAAGCUACCGGUGCUUUGUGAACCGCUUGAUUAUGUCUUGGUUUGGAGCCCUGAUGACUGGAGUGAGGAAAAGUGUGGUGGAUGUGGCUACUUUUGGCUGCCUCAGGCACCCGAAGGUUAUAAGCCAGUUGGUUUUUUGGUUACGAACAAGCCAGUGAAGCCGAGGUUGGAUGAAGUGAGGUGUGUUCGGUCUGAUUUAAUGGAUGAAUGUGAUGCUUAUCGGCUAUUACUUACUUGCAACUCUAGAUAUAUGAAUUUCUCUUUUCGAGUUUGGAGUACUAGACCACGUCACAGGGGGGUGACGGGAAAAGGGGUACCUGUAGGGACAUUUUUCUGCAGCAGCAGCUGGAGUGCUGGAGAGGACUUGUGUAUUGGAUGCUUGAAGAAUCUGGAUCCAACACUGCCUGCAAUGCCGAACCUUGAUCAAAUCCAUGCUCUUAUUAACCACUAUGGCCCCACUGUUUUCUUUCAUCCUGAAGAGGUCUACUUGCCAUCUUCUGUUUCAUGGUUUUUUGAAAAUGGAGCUCUCCUGUACAGAGCAGGCAUCACGGUUGGUGAACCCAUUGAUGCUUGUGGCUCAAAUCUGCCUGGCGGGGGAACAAACGAUGGGGAGUUUUGGAUCGACUUGCCACGUGAUAAACGAAGAGAAAGCGUGAAACGCGGAAACUUGGAAAGUGCAAAGCUUUAUGCUCAUGCCAAACCAGCUCUUGGAGGGACUUUUACUGACAUUGCAAUGUGGGUGUUUUGCCCCUUCAAUGGACCAGCCACUCUCAAAGUUGGACUUAUGAAUAUAGCUCUUAGCAAAAUCGGGGAACACAUCGGCGAUUGGGAGCAUUUCACUCUUCGGAUAUGCAACUUCACAGGAGAGCUGUGGAGCAUGUACUUCUCACAGCACAGUGGUGGGGAAUGGGUGGAUGCCUAUAAUUUGGAGUUCAUAGAAGGAAAUAAAGCCAUUGUUUACUCGUCAAAAAGCGGACACGCGAGCUUCCCUCAUCCUGGAACUUACAUCCAAGGCUCCUCAACUCUUGGGGUCGGUAUAAGGAACGAUGCAGCCCGUAGCAAUUUGCUUGUGGAUUCAAGCAAACAAUACGAACUUGUUGCGGCAGAGUAUCUGGGAGAUGGGGUUGUGACUGAGCCGUGUUGGUUGCAGUAUAUGAGAUUGUGGGGUCCAACCAUUGUUUAUGAUUCAAGAACAGAGCUGGAUAAGAUGAUCAAUAGGUUGCCUAUGAUGGUUAAAUAUUCAGUAGUGAACUGGUUUGCUAAAGUUCCAGUUGAGCUUUCUAGGCAAGAAGGUCCAACUGGGCCAAAAGAGAAGGACUACUGGCUGGGCGACGAAAGAGGUUAGCUUGAGUAAAAGGUACCAAACCUUGGUAGAUUAUCAUUCUUUGAUUCAUCAACUGUUUUAUUCAGUUACACGGUUAGGAAAACAUGGAAUUCGCAUUGUGU
Molecule: messenger RNA, 2122 nt
Organism: Morus notabilis
Lineage: Eukaryota; Viridiplantae; Streptophyta; Magnoliopsida; Rosales; Moraceae
Exons: 2
Coding region: 306-2021 (571 amino acids)
Source: RefSeq, a predicted model, not a curated record